UUGUGGGCUUCUCUCUCACCAAGGAUUCAAAUUCUACCUCUUCUUCCCAUUUCUCAAACCAAACCAAGAAUGGGAGACUACUCUUCUUCCAAAGACAUGAAAUACUGUGCCCUACUUUUGCUCCUCUUGAGCUUCAAUGGAGGCACCAUGGGUGAUGGAAAGUUAGGAGCCUCUUUCAUUUUUGGGGAUUCACUAGUGGAUGCAGGAAAUAACAAUUAUCUUUCGACUUUGUCGAAGGCGAAUAUUGCGCCGAAUGGGAUCGAUUUUCAGGCCUUUGGUGGGAGACCCACCGGACGAUACACCAAUGGCCGCACCAUCGGUGACAUCGUCGGAGAGGAACUCGGGCAGUCAAAUUAUGCACUCCCAUUUUUGUCACCAAAUGCUACAGGAAAGGUCAUCUUAAAUGGUGUCAAUUAUGCAUCAGGUGGUGGAGGAAUUAUGAAUGGAACCGGAAGAAUUUUUAUAGGGAGGAUCGGAAUGGAUGUUCAGAUCGACAACUUUAACACGACGAGGCAACAAAUGACGCAGCUACUUGGGGAAUCCGCAGCGAGGGAUUACGUAAGGAAUCGUUCCAUAUUCUCGAUCACCAUCGGCUCUAAUGAUUUCCUGAACAAUUACCUCCUCCCUGUUCUCUCAACUGCUGAGAGGAUCUCUGUUACGCCUGAGGGUUUCAUAGACCAACUCAUCACCAAUCUCCAGGCUCAGCUUAAUAGGCUUUAUAAAUUGGAUGCAAGGAAAUUUGUAAUUGGAAAUGUGGGGCCUAUAGGGUGCAUUCCUUACCAAAAGAGCAUCAAUCAAUUGAAACUCAACCAAUGUGUCUCCUUGCCCAAUAAAUUGGCUGUGCAAUACAAUGCUCGCCUCAAGGACUUGUUGGAUCAAAUGAACCAAAAUAUGCCUGGUGCCAAAUUUCUCUAUGCAAAUGUCUAUGACCUUGUCCUUCAGCUCAUUACCAACUAUGCAGACUUUGGGUUUGAGAGCUCAAGUAGGGCAUGUUGUGGCAAUGGAGGGCAAUUUGCAGGUAUCAUUCCUUGUGGGCCAACUUCUUCCUUAUGUUCAGAUAGAUCCAAAUAUGUGUUUUGGGAUCCAUAUCACCCAAGUGAGGCUGCCAAUCUCAUAAUAGCCAAACAACUUAUUAAUGGUCCAACUAAAUACAUCUCACCCUUGAACCUUCGCCAGCUUAGAGACUUGUAAUCUCUCUCUCUCUCUAAAAUUAUAUUGUGACCAAGUAGAGUCAAUCAUCUAUCUUAGGUCAGAUGUAAUUUAGAUUUUGUUGUUUUUGUGAAUUUGUAUUGAUGGAGCCUGUUCCAUUGUUGUUGGUGUUCAUUUCUAGUUUUUUUUUUUUUUUGAGUGCAAACUUGUGUGUUCAUUUGUAGUUUGUACUAGAGUCUUGUUGAACUAUAUAUAUAA
Amborella trichopoda is the source of this 1407-nucleotide messenger RNA. Its product is annotated as GDSL esterase/lipase At2g23540. Lineage: Eukaryota; Viridiplantae; Streptophyta; Magnoliopsida; Amborellales; Amborellaceae. Gene Ontology annotation, molecular function: hydrolase activity, acting on ester bonds. The record is from RefSeq and is a predicted model, not a curated record.